CUUUCCCGCGAAGGCGGGGCGAUGCCGGGGAACCGACAGCCGAGGGUCCGUUCGGGGAACCAGCCGCGUCCCGUGCCCGCCAUGGAGCCUGCGGCUCGCGGGGCCUGGGCCCACAGCCGCGCCGCGCUCUGCCGUCUGGAGAAGCUGCUGCGGUGCUCGCGUUGCACUAAUAUUCUGAAGGACCCUGUGUGCUUAGGAGGGUGUGAACACAUCUUUUGUAGUGAUUGUGUAAGUGACUGCAUUGGAAGUGGGUGUCCGGUGUGUUCUACCCCGGCCUGGAUACAAGACGUGAAGAUAAACAGGCAGUUGGACAGCAUGAUCCAACUUUGUAGUAAGCUUCGAGGUUUGCUACAUGACAACAAGCGUUCAGGGGUGAAAGCAUGUCUACAAAAAAAAGUAUGUGAACAAGAAGAAAAGUAUGAAAUCCCCGAAGGUCCACAGAGAAGCAGGCUCAACAGAGAACAGCUGUUGCCAAAGCUGUUUGAUGGAUGCUACUUCUAUUUGGGGGGAACCUUCAGACACCAUCCAAAGGACAACCUCAUUAAGCUCAUCACCGCAGCCGGGGGCCAGCUCCUCAGUAGAAAGCCCAAGCCAGACAGCGAUGUGACUCAGACCAUCAAUACGGUCGCGUACCAUGCUAAACCCGAUUCUGAUCAGCGCUACUGCACACAGUAUAUCAUCUAUGAGGAUUUAUCUAAUUAUCGCCCAGAGAAGGUUCGGCAGGGCAAAGUCUGGAUGGCUCCUUCAAGCUGGUUUAUAGACUGUGUGAUGUCCUUUGAAUUGCUCCCUCUUGACAGCUGAACAUUAUACCAGAUGAACAUUUCAAAUUGAACUUGCACAGUUUCGAGAACCCAGCCAUUGUGCUGUUUUUGAUCAUUCACGUUUUUACAAAUAGAUAGAGUUAUUCGUAUGUUUUUCAUUGAAUUAAAAAAAAAAUCUUAUGCCAGACUAGGAAUUCACUUUGUGUUUACCAUUUAGAUGCUGAGAUUGUUUUAAGAUUUUUCUUUUUAAAAUUGGCAUAUUUUUUGAUCCAUCAUGUCUUUCUAUU
Messenger RNA from Otolemur garnettii (small-eared galago), 1048 nucleotides. It is a transcript of the gene BARD1, whose product is annotated as BRCA1 associated RING domain 1. The transcript has 5 exons. Lineage: Eukaryota; Metazoa; Chordata; Mammalia; Primates; Galagidae. The record is from RefSeq and is a predicted model, not a curated record. Bases 22 to 801 code for a protein of 259 amino acids.